AUAUUGUUGAUUUACAAAAUAUUUUGGUCAUUGAUUCGCAUACAACAUGGCUGAAAAGAAAGGACGUGUGUUUUGUAAACCUGGGUGAAUAACGUUGUUUUCAGUGUACGAUUAUUGAAUAAUGGAGAAAUUUAAAAUUACUGUUGUAAGACUGUCACUUGGCGUUAUUUUGAUCGCCAGUGUACACGUGUGUUUAUGUGCGGAGCAGAAUAGUCACGUCGAGGAAUUUCAUAUGGUCCAAGAUAAAUCGUUUUCCAAUGUGACGAUUUAUGACAUGGAGGUAACAUGUGGGAAACACCGUCCUGGGAUGUUUCCUUCCCAGACCUGGACCUGUAAUGACAUCAGAGUGAAUGGAAUGCGGAUGGCCUAUGGUUACUACCCUGGGCUAGGGGCUGACACCAGAUGCACAGAGUCGGGAGGAUUUGAUGAACUGAGGCAGCUUUGUUACAAACUAAUGGAGUCCAUCGCCUCUAACAGACAAUUGUGGGGAGCUCAGGUUUCCAAUGCUAGCUGUGAUUAUAUAGAAGAAAAGAGAGUGAUGUUGAACCUGAAUCUUGAUGGUUACUACUGGAAAAAGAUGGAUCCUGGAUAUGGCUGGAUAGAAACCCUGCAGUGUGUGGCCUUUCCCAAAGAUGAUGCACUCUCAUUCCCAUGAUGCAAUCUCUGUUCAUUAUACAUAACACAAAAAAUACGAGAAAUAACAGUUUAUAUGCUUUGGUUGCAUGAUCUCAGUUCAUUUGAUAAGAGACUGGUUUUUUUUUUUUAAAUGUUCGCUAGAACUACUGUAUUGUUAAAAAUUUUGUAUGUUCAUAUGUUAUGCCUGUAGUGUGGCUUUUUAUUCUCUUGUUGAAAGAGAGAAAAAACCCAACAGAUCCCCUGAGUCAUUUCAAAUCAGCAGGGUUACAUGUACAUAAAGCUUAUUUUUUCUCAGUCAGUAGUUUGAUCUGGAAAUAUUUUCUCAUCAGUUGCUAUAUUUCUAAUCAUAGCCUUGGGCACAUCAGGUUAUUUUUCAAUAGUCAUGAUUUUUUGAUUGCAUAUUUUAAAAAAUCAUUACCUCUUUUUUUUUGGCUACAUUGUAUUAAAUUUCAUGUUUCUUUUGUUUACGAGCUUUCGAUCAUUAUUAAGCAAAUGAUUUGCCUUAGCAGCUCAAAUUUCUCUCAAUCGUGACUCAUUAAAGAUAGUCUCAGUUUUAAUAUGCAUAGAAGGAGAGAAAAUGCGAAAAAUCAAUAUCAUAUUUGUUGCUGUGUUAUUUUGACUAUCAGCUUGUUUAUCCUAGCAUGAAACACAUUGUAUGUUGAUGGAGUCGGCAGUAAUCUUUCGUUCCAAAUUUUCAAAGCCAAAUCAAAGCUAGUGAGUUUAUUAGUUUAGGAUGUACAUGUAAUUUGAUAUAAAGUCAUUUCUUGUUUCAGAUUUCAAAUAAUGAGGAUAUAAAGAGAGAAAAAGAUCUUUUGAUUAGCCACAUAAAAGAUAAAUUUGAAAAAAAAGAGAUUUACUGCACUGCUGAUCCAUAAAAAAGCUAUGUUUUGGUCAUGUUUUUAUGUCUAUAUUAAAAACUUCCAAUAUUAUCACCAUAUUUAAUUAAAUUUUGCUGCUGUGAAUUGUUUGUUGGAAAGAUUCUCCCUUCAAACUUAUUCAGCUGAAAAAUAGAGAACCUGAGAAUAAAGAAUUCUGUAGAAUCCCUGCUUGGUAUUGAUUUUAAGAUGAUUUUUUUUUCUCUUGAAUUUUUCUUUGACAAAACAAAAUAAAAAUUGACAAAAAGUGCUUUAGGCAAAGAGGUUAAAUAACAAUUAUGCAAACAAAUACAGAUGUAUUAAAUGUUUAUUAUAACCAGAGGUAGGAAAUGUUCAUAUCUUUUUCAUCUCGACAAAAAGCAGCAUAUUUUAUGUGAUGUUGCAGAUGAAUUGCAGUCCCUUACUGUUUUUAAUGAUGAAUACUACUCUAUGCAAUAUUUUUGUGUUUGUGGAAGGUCUGUGUUUAUUUGUGAAUGAUUCAAUCACUGUAAUCUAUCAACAGUAUUUUGGUUCUGGUGAUCAUGUUUCAACUGGCCAACAUUAUUUUCUUUUUUUUGCAUAAUAGUGCCUAUUUUUAUGAUAUAGAGGAAGGAUAUGUAUACCAAUAGUACAUGUAUCACCUGUAAAUGAUUCAUUCAAUAUCUACUGUGUAGUGUCAUUGACAAUCACAUGUUUGCUGUAAGAUUUCACAUGUAAAUAAAAUCUUCAAGCUCAC
Messenger RNA from Magallana angulata, 2226 nucleotides. RefSeq lists its product as uncharacterized. Bases 122 to 655 code for a protein of 177 amino acids. Lineage: Eukaryota; Metazoa; Mollusca; Bivalvia; Ostreida; Ostreidae. The record is from RefSeq and is a predicted model, not a curated record. The transcript is spliced from 4 exons.